Cladocopium goreaui is the source of this 1547-nucleotide messenger RNA. Lineage: Eukaryota; Dinophyceae; Suessiales; Symbiodiniaceae. The record is from the annotation of a GenBank genome assembly.
CAGUUUGUGCUAUUUUACCGUGGGCAUCAUGUCCUUCACUGUCAGCAUAUGUCUCAUGAGCGGCCAACUUGCCGAUUUGGAGGUAACUUCAUCUCAGUCGGUCCAAGAGUUGAUGUGCGAAGCUUCCAAACAGCUUGGACGGCCCCUCACAGCACUUGCGUACCAAGGUCGACGCCUCUUGCGAGGUGAGAAGGUGGAGGAGCUUGGCUUGGAAGAUGGUAGCGUUGUGAAUGCUUUGGUGAGACAGCCAGGAUCUGUGCUUUGCGGGCACCGAAAGUGUGGGGCAUUUGCUGCGCUAAAACAUGAUGGUGCAGUGGCCACAUGGGGACAUCCUGAUUGUCUAGGUUCCAGCCCUCUCAACAGGACGGUGAAUGCCCAUAGGCUCUAUGCGUCAAGCUGUGCCUUUGCCGCCAUCACUGAUGAGGGCGAAGUUGUCGCUUGGGGAGAUCCCACCUGUGGCGGAGACUGCCAAGAUGUUGCAGAAGAGCUCAGGUUUGUGCAACAUAUCUAUGCCUCUCAAGGAGCAUUUGCUGCGGUGAAGACAGAUGGCUCUGUUGUGGCUUGGGGCUCACCUCGUUGUGGCGGCGACGCAGGGGCUGUCCAGUCCCAAUUGUGGCAAGUGCGUUCCGUGGUGGCAACGCACCGCGCUUUUGCGGCCUUGUGCAUCGACGGCACUGUCGUCACUUGGGGCCAUGCACAGUGUGGUGGAGACAGCAGUGCUGUCCGUAAUCAGCUCACUGAUGUGGAGGAGAUCUACGCGACGGAGACUGCGUUUGCUGCCCUCAGAAGCAAUGGCGAUGUCAUUGCCUGGGGGGAUGACCUGUGUGGUGGUGAUGCUCGUGCUGUGCAAGAUCAGUUACGCAAUGUCUCAUCCAUCUUUGCCUCGAACAAAGCCUUCGCAGCCCUCAAGGAGAAUGGCAGUGUCGUGACUUGGGGCAAGGCUCUGUCUGGCGGCAACUCUUCUGCGGUUCACGAUCAGCUUUAUGACGUGGAGCGUGUCUACUGUGGACAUGCAAUGGCUGCGUUGCGCAAAGAUGGUUCGGUGAUCACCUGGGGACACAGUGCAUAUGGUGGAGACAGCCGAAAUGUCCAGGGGAAGCUUCUUGAUGUGGAACAGAUCUAUGCCAGUGAUGCCGCUUUUGCUGCCUUGAAGCAAGAUCGCACAAUCGUGGCCUGGGGCCAUUCAGAGUAUGGUGGCGACUCUAGUGCAAUUCAGGAAGAGCUUGUGAGCAUUCAAACUGUCCAGGCAACCUCCUCGGCAUUUGCAGCUUUGCGAGAAGACGGCACUGUGCACACUUGGGGCCUCCCACACAAAGGAGGCGACAGCUCUUCGGUGCAGGAUCAGCUGUAUGAGGUCAAAGAGAUCGCAGGAUCGUACGGAGCGUUUGCAGCGCUGCGCAACGAUGGCGCUAUCAUUACGUGGGGAGAUGCGAACUACGGUGGCGACAGCUCCCCUGUGCAGCCUUUGAUCGUUGACAUGUUCUGAGCUCAGAGCUCAAAGCUCAAAUUCAGAAAGGAGAUGGAGGAACAUGUACCUCUUAAGUCAC